AUGCAGGACACACGCGCCGUGACACAUUGGAAGGCGGGGCCGGCAGCACGACCGCACCCUGUAGCGAGUCACCCCAGUGAUGACGAGGAACUUCUCUCCUCGCUGUGCUUCCUGCACCGGAUGGCAAACGUGUUUGAGGGGCAAGGCAACUACGCCGAGUGCGUCAAAAGUGCCGAGUCAGCGCUGCUGCUGCGGCAGGCAAACGCUGAAGCCGUAGGCAGCGCCUUAGUGAAGCGACGGUGUGCCCUAGCAAAACUAACGUCCCGCCGCUACGCUGCAAAGGUGCGACGUGGGGCACCAAGCACCGGAGAAAGAGACGACGACUACGUGCCCCUCACGGGCGAUGGAGACGUGGCGCUACCAGUGAACAUCUCUCUGCAAGCUCAAGAUCUGGUGUUGCGGUGCAACAGCUACGCCGUUGAGGCUCUCCAGCACGCCCAAUACGAUGGCGUGGCGUUCUUCCUCAACCGCGCUAUGUUCCUCACCGACGGAGACGAGGUCGCGCAGCAAGACGAUUUGCCGACGGAUAGCGCAGGUGGCGGCGUCGUCUCUAAGCAAUGGUGGUGGCGCACGGUGUUGCAAUUAAGAGCGCCGCAGCCAGAGCCCCGGUCAGUGGCCGCAGCCGUUGAUUCCACUGGCCUCGACGCGCUGGAACACACGCAGGACGAGGUGAAGCACGCUACGGCAGCCACGGCGGCUGCGUUUCGCGCGUGCUUUGGGCCGACGCCACACGAUCAGCAGCUGCGCCUCUCUCUCCGUGCAGCCACACUGAACCACCUCGGCUGUCUAGAGCAACACCGUGGGCGGCCCCGCGCCGCUGUGGUGUUUCUGCGCAUGGCGAUACAGGUCCAGGUCCAGCUGGAGGAAAGUCGUCGAGUUGACGGCGACGCCGUUGCCCAAGCCUUGACAAACGCGGAGCGAUGUGACGUCAGCCGCAGCCGCGGCACCGUAGGCAUCGCCUCAACCUACCUGAAUCUGUGCACGGUGUUGAAUGAGCUGGAACAGCACGCGGAGGCGGUGCAGGUAUGCGAGCGAGUACUUCCGCUGCUGCAGCAGGCACUUCUGGAGUGCUCCAAUGCCCCUACGAGGGUGACAGCGGAAAACGAAGCGGCUCUGCACACGCAGAAACAACGCCAGCAAGAGGCAAAGGAAACACAGGCCCGCAUUGCCACGAUGCUCGCAGUUGCGUACUACAGCUUUGGUGCUUCACUGGAGCGGCGCGACGCCGCUGGAGGCAACGCGGAAGCUCAGCGGUGGGCCUUCCAGGAAGCCAUUCAGGUAUGUCACCGCUACCGCCUCGUACCAGCAUUGUGCCGCACGAUUGAGCAGGUAAUGCAGGCACUUAGGCACCCGGGCACGGCCACCGGUGUAACGGUGGAAGGCAGUCGCGGAGAACCCUCACCCACCGAUUCUUUGGUAGCGAAAGCCUGUGCCAGCACUGUGGACCGCCGUGGAAUCGAUGGGUCCGCUUCGCACCCUGUACCGCCCCCGAUGAACCCCUCCUCUUGGGUCGCGUCGUUGGCUGCAACGCCGAUGGCGGACGUGUUGCAGUCCGGCGCACCCGCCGCAUAUGACGCGCCGCCUCACUGUCCGCUGCAGCAACCAUCGCAGAUGGGGCUCAAGCGACCACCUUUACUGCCUAUACGAAACGGGGCUGCCCAUGCUGCUUCACCACCACCGCCGCUGCAGCCACCGGCACCGUCGGCGCUCCGUCGGCCAAGCAGCCACGGCUCACCGCUCCCCCCGCGGCAGCCAACACCGGCGUCGUCGCACUCCACUGGCCAACAGAACGUGAGGCGUUCGCUUCUAGUAUCGCCAGCACCGCGAUUACCUCCGCCUUUGCUCGAGCCGCUCUCCAUCAACGGCCAGCAAGGUAGCGGCGUGAGCCUGGCAGCUACCGCGCCGCCAGUCAUUCCACUGGCGCAGCGGCGCUCUUUGCUCCUCGGAGCCGCGAGCGGUUCUGCGCCACCGACGUUGAACGCCACCGGCCGGAGCGCCGCUAACCCCUUCGGGCGUCGCACCUUCGGCAGUACCGCCUCACUAUCCGGGGCCCUGCCACGCAACAGUUUGCGCACCUCGCUCGCCGGCCUCACCAUUGGAACUGCCAACACCCCUGCUGGGCUCACACUGAACCCGCCACGCGGUGGCCGGCUGCAAGCCUCGAUGAACGACCGGCAGCGGGCGCUGCAUAACGCAAAGAGGCUGGAGUCGAAGCGGCAGAAGAGCCUCAUGCGGCGGCAGCAGCUCGAGACUGCCAUGGCAGAUGCCGAGCUGGCCGAGAAAAUCUUUCAACAGCUGAUUAGCGACAAGGAUAGGACGGAAGUUGAGCGCUGCCGCCACGCCGCCGUGCAGAUUCAGCGCAUUUGGCGUGGGGUGCUGGCGCGGACGUGGGUGGCGAUGUUGAUCGCAGCCGCUGUGCGACUCCAGCGCGUGGUGCGCCGCUUUCUCAUCCGUGUCCGCGUGCAGCAUGCCCUCGAGGCAGAGGACCGCGCCCGUCGGCAAGCGGAGGAGUUGGCACGGCAGGAAGCUGCCUGUCGCGUCUUGCAAGCACGGGCGCGCCAGUUUUUCCGCCGGCUGCAGAUUCUCCGUGAGUACCGCGCGAACCAGGCACGACACUACUACGCAGCCCGCACCAUUCAGCGCGGCUACCGCGCCUUUUGUGAGCGGCGUGUUGCCUUCCUCAUCGCCAGAGCAGAGGAGCACCGAUGGGAGGAUGAACAGCAGAAGUUCCACCGCAAGGUGGCUGCCCGUCGCAUCCAGAGUGCCUACGUGGAGUACCGCACGAAGCGAGCAGAGCUCGACGAGCUCCGCGCGCGCCAGCGCCGUAUCCGGGCCGCCGUUCACAUCCAAGCUGUCGUGCGCGGCUACCUCACUCGUGCGUGGUACGCCUACUACCGCGUGUACCGCCGUGACCAGGAGGUACGUUCGGCAGCGAUGCAGAGCAGGCUGGUGAUGAUCCAGAGUGCCUGCCGCGCUAUCUGCUCCGCCUACUUUGGUCAGCAGCGCGCCUUGAAUGCUCUCUUUGCCAUACAGGAGGCGCGCCGACAUCGGGCAGCGACUCGGCUACAGUGCCUCUGGCGGUGCCACGUCGCCAAGAUCCGUCAUGCGCGUCUGCAAGCAGAGCAUAACCGUCUCGUGCGCCAGGCAAUACGCAUCCAGUGCUGGUACCGCAUGAGAGUGAUACGGCGUGUGUUCCUAGUGUACAGAGCAGAGCAGCUGCGCAACCGCGCAGCAUCGCGCGUGCAGCAUUGGUUACGUGAGUGCUGGCUGGCGGCGAAGGCACGCGAAUUUGCCGUCUACCACGCCGAACUUCUGCGUCAGCAGCAGCGGCAGCAGCUUCAGGCGCGCUCCAUCAUUGUCCUGCAGGCAUGCUGUUCAGCGUGCCUUAGCGACCGACUUGUUGCGAGUGUGCGCCGCACGUACCAGCGCCACGAUUUCGUCGCGCGAGUGUGGCAACGGGUCGGUCGUGGGUUUGCCGCGCGCUGCGAGAUGGCAUUGGAGCGGCGCGCUGCGUACUGGGUCGCUGUCGAGGAACGCGAGGGAGCGCGGCGUACAGCCGCCGCGUACGUGUUGCAGCGGGCGUGGCGCUGUGCCGUGGCAAAGGACAAGGUCGAGCACAUGCGCCGCGAGGUGGCCGCCGCUGACGUCAUUAUGCGUGCGUACCGCGUGUACAGAGCAGGAGUGCAGCUUUCUGAGCUGCGCUGCGCGCGUCAGUUUCGCCUGGAGAGCGCCGCUGCCCGCCGCAUCCAGAGCGCUUUCUCUGACUUUCAGCAUCGUCAGCGCGCGAAGGAGAUGGAUGCUUACUACCGCGGUGAGCACCGGAAGAAGAUGCGUCAUCUGCGCCGGCAGGAGGCGGCCGUCAUGAUCCAGUCGCUCUGGCGCGGGCACGUCACCCGCAAGGCGGUGGAGCAGGAGCAAGAGGAGCGGCAAGCCUUUUCGGGCGCUGCUCUGCGCAUCCAGCGCGCGUGGCGCUCGCGGCGCUCGCGGCGGCAGCUGAACUGCGAGCUGAACCAACGCAUCGAGAAGCGGACCCAUGAUGGGGAUGCAGCGCUGGUGGUGCAGUGUUUCUGGCGCAAGAUGAUGGCGGCUCGGCGCGUGGCCCACCUGCGCGUCGUGACGCAGCAGCGCCUCGUGGCAGCGGUGCAGAUUCAGAUGUGGUGGCGCGUGCAGCUCGCCAAGCGCGAGUUUGCGCGACGUCGCAUCAUGCGCCGCGAGGAGGCUGCGCUUGAGCUGUACUAUGCCAUGCAGUGGGAGGCGCGUGUGUCCCUGGUGAACUCCUUCGUGCGAACGUGUCAGGCGCAGGCGCUCGCGCGCGAUCGCCUUCACGACUUCCUCGUCGGGCAGCUGACGGAGGCGGCGCGGCAACGCUUCGUUAAUCGGCACGCGGCCGCCACAAAGGUUCAGGCUGUCUACCGCGGCUACUACGAGCGCGUGUAUGUGCGCAGGCUUGUGGCGCAGGCUCGCGAAAAGGCGCGGCGUACGGCUGAGUUGGCGGCGCGCCAGCAGCGGGCUGCUAUAGUGAUUCAGUGCGCACACCGCUGCGCGAGGGCACGGCAGCAGCUCGCCGACAGGAAGCAGGCGGAGCUAGAGCGGGUGCUUGUGAGUCACCAAGAGUAUGCAGAGAAGGCCGACCCGGCCGAGGUGGUGAGGGAGCUCUUCUGGCUCAACAAGGCGCACCAGCAGCGCGAGGCUGGCAACACGCGCCUUCGAGAAGUGGAACGGAAGCGCGCUGCGGCCGCGUCGAUUCAACGCGUCUAUCGCUGCUACAAGUCUCGUCAGCAGUUAGUGACGGUCGCGGAGCUGCACAAGCGCGAGCGGGCAGCGCGGCUUCUGCAAGAUUGCUGGCGGCACUACCGCAAUGUCCUCCAUGUCAAGAAGCGCCAGCGGAGACAGGCAGCAGCCACGCGACUGCAGUGCCGCAUUCGUGGCUGGCUAGUGCGGCGAAACUGGCCCCUGUGGCGCGCCGCCUCUACGGCGGCACGCCAGGAGCGCGUUCUUUUGCAAGACAUGCUGGACCGCGCAGCGAUCAUUAUUCAGGGCUUUUGGCGGCUUGUACAAGCGCGCCGAGCAGCGGCGCGUCGGCGGCAGGCUUACCACGAGCGGUACAACCUGCGUGCGCGGCACGAGGCCGCGACGGUCAUCCAAAGCACGUUCCGCGAACACCAGCACCGGCGCAUCGCACGCACGCUAUGA
This is a messenger RNA of Leishmania braziliensis MHOM/BR/75/M2904, 5193 nucleotides long. RefSeq lists its product as hypothetical. NCBI's taxonomy places the organism in Eukaryota, Euglenozoa, Kinetoplastea, Trypanosomatida, Trypanosomatidae. The record is from RefSeq and is a predicted model, not a curated record. Gene Ontology annotation, molecular function: calmodulin binding. The transcript has a single exon. The coding region runs from base 1 to 5193 and encodes 1730 amino acids.